Molecule: messenger RNA, 3140 nt
Organism: Carica papaya (papaya)
Lineage: Eukaryota; Viridiplantae; Streptophyta; Magnoliopsida; Brassicales; Caricaceae
Gene: EGL3
Product: basic helix-loop-helix (bHLH) DNA-binding superfamily protein
Molecular function (GO): protein dimerization activity
Source: RefSeq, a predicted model, not a curated record
UUAUUUUUAUUUUUUACAAAAUCUCAUCAUCAUCAACAACAACAUAUAUCAUCCAAACCCAAAAGAAAAAGAAGAAGAAAAAUACGAUUCCCCCAUCAACAAACCUUGCUGGCUACUACUGUUUUAAUGUACUAUCUUUAGCCCCUGCAUUUUGAUUCUCUCUCUCUCUCUCUCUCUCUCUCUCAGAUAUACACAAGAAUAGAACUAUAUUCAUCUUUUUCUCUUCUGGGUUUCAACCUGUCUAUUUCUUACUCUUGCCGCCUGGUUUUUCCACUAACAGGAGCUAGUUUUUCUAUUUUAUUUUCAUUCUAUGGGUGGUAAAAAUUAUUACACCCACUUAGCAUACAUUAUUCUUUUUCUGCUCGGUGUAUGUUGUAGGACCGGGUGUUUCUGAUUCGGGGUUCAGUGGAAACCCAGAUCUUUGUUAAGCUCUUGAAUCGCCUUCUUUCUUGGUUUUAUGAGUAUAAAAUUAACUGAAAAAGCUCCUCAUUAAAGUCUGUCUUCCUUCAGCUCAUUUGAUAAGCUCUUGAAACCAGGCGCUUUUCAGUGGUUUAUCAAAUAAUUCUUCUUUUCUUUUUUGGGAAACCCAUAUAAGUAUAUAUAAAUAUUUUCCCCCUCAAAGUUAGCGUCUGCUACUAUACACCACAGGAAAACUUGAUUACCACUAAAUGAAUCUAGCUACUGAUGCUUGUUGAGUCUAAAGUAGAGUAACUCCUCUUCAGCAGCUUCUCUCUUUCUCUUUCUUCUGCUCUACAUGCUUCCCAGCCUGUACAAAAUAAUAAGGUUGUGGUCUAGCUAGCAAGACUGUUUGUUUUGUGAUGUAGUUUGUUUUAUUGGAGGAAGAACCAUUAGCAAGAAGGGUUUGAUACAGUGGCCAUCUGGGUUAAUCGUUUUGGGGUUAGCUAAACAAAAGCUCUUUUUUGACAUUUUGGGAAUAUUCUACAAGAAAAUAUAAGAGGAUUUGUUUCCGGUUUUGAGGAAUGACUAAUCAAGGACUGGAGCAAGAAUCCUUUUGUCUGAUCUGAUUUGGUGGUUUCUUUACUGGUUUUUGAGCUUGAGAGGCAAUAGGUGAAAAUGGCUACAGGGGUUUUAAACCAAGAGAAAAUGCCAGAGAACCUGAGGAAACAGCUUGCUCUUGCUGUGAGGAGCAUCCAGUGGAGCUAUGCAAUUUUCUGGUCUAUUUCUGCUAGGCAACCAGGGGUCUUAGAGUGGGGCGAUGGAUACUACAAUGGAGAUAUCAAAACAAGGAAAACAAUUCAAGCUGUAGAACAAAAUGCUGAUCAAUUGGGUUUGCGGAGGAGUGAGCAACUAAGAGAGCUCUAUGACUUCCUCUCAGCUGGUGAGAAUGGCCAACAAGCUAGAAGACCUUCGGCAGCAUUGUCCCCCGAAGAUCUCAGUGACACCGAGUGGUAUUACUUGGUCUGUAUGUCAUUUGUAUUCAACAUUGGCCAAGGGUUGCCAGGACGAACGUUAACAAGUGGUCAACCUACAUGGCUUUGUAAUGCUCAUUUUGCAGAUAGUAAAAUGUUUAGUCGCUCUUUGCUAGCAAAGAGCGCUUCUAUUCAGACUGUGGUAUGCUUUCCAUUUUUGGGAGGUGUUGUUGAGUUGGGUGUAACUGAUCUGGUUAUGGAUGACCCUGAUCUCAUUCAGCAUGUUAAGAGUUCAAUCUUGGAGAUUCCUUGUUCCAUAGUCUCCAAUAAAUCCAACUCUGGAACAAGAAAUGCCAGAAAUGACAAUGAUAUUGCUCAUGCUGUGGUUAAGCCUCAGAUUCUUGAUGAUAAACUGAUUCCGGUUAUAGAAGGCGGUGAACUACAAAUGGCUUCUCCUGACAACAGUUCAGAUGGUUUUGAGGCUGGUCAACCCGGAGAAGAUUCACUAAUGAUUGAAAGGAUAAAUGGAGGAGCUUCUCAGGUACAAAGCUGGCAUCUCAUUGAGGAAGAGUUCAGUAACUGUGUUCAUCAUUCCCUGAAUUCAAGUGACUGUAUAUCUCAAACAUUUGUCGAGCCUGCAAAGGUUGUCUGUGUUUCCGGAAGUGAAAAAGAAAUUAGCCACUGUCUGCAAGACAUUCAAGAAUACAACCACACUAAACUAACCUCAUUGGCUCUUCGAGGUGAUGAUUUACACUACCAAGGUGUUCUUGCAGCUCUUUUAAAGACUUCCCACCAUUUGAUUUUAGGACCACUUUUUCGGAAUUCUGACCAGGAAUCUAGCUUUAUUAGCUGGAAACGAGGGCUGGUAAAGUCUCAGAGACCAAAGGAAGGAACCCCUCAAAGACUAUUGAAGAAGGUGCUGUUUGAAGUUCCUAGGAUGCAUGAAAAUGGACUAUUAGAACUUCCUGAAGACACAGGCAUUAAAGAUGGAGUUGGGAAAUCAGAGGCUGAUGAAAUUACAAACCAUGUAUUAUCAGAGAGGAGGCGAAGGGAAAAGCUAAAUGAAAAAUUUAUGACUCUAAGAUCCAUAAUUCCUUCAAUCAACAAGGUUGACAAAAUUUCUAUUCUAGACGACACUAUAGAGUAUCUGCAAGAGUUGGAGAGAAGGGUUGAAGAGUUGGAAUCUUGCAGACAGGCAACUGAAUUAGUUCCCAUAGUAAAGAGAAAAACACAGGACACUGUAGAGAGGAUAUCCGAUAACUACAUGAACAACAAAUGUGGUAAUGGAAGGAAGGUAUUUAUAAAUAAGAGGAAGGCUUGUGACAUUGAUAUAGGAGAGGAAGAGACUGACAAUGUUGUACAAAAGGAUGGCUCAAUUUCUAAUAUAACAGUCGGCAUACACGGAAAAGAGGUUCGAAUUGAACUGAAGUGUCCUUCGAGGGAGGGACUUUUGCUUGAGAUCAUGGAUAAAGCUAGCAGCCUCCACUUAGAUUCUCACUCUGUUAAAUCAUCCACCGUUAAUGGAAUUCUUUCCGUUACCAUCAAAUCGAAGUACAAGGGAUCAAAGUUUACAUCAGCAGGAAUGAUCAAACAAGAACUCGAAAAAAUUGCCUGGAAGUAUUGACUGCUCGGGUUUGAUUAUGACCAUUGAGCAUGGAAUUAUGUGUUUUGAAUUUUAAAAAUCAAUGCUUCAAUCAGUUGUAAUUCUUAGAUUAUGAAAGGAGUUGUGCAAAUUCAUGUUGUUAGAAUCACAAGGUAAUUUUUUUUUUU